AUGACUCUCAUCAUCACUUCUCUCAUCGCAUUCACAAUAUUCUCAGCAGCAGCAGCGGCCGGAGACUUCCAAACUCAGCCCCCCCUUGGCGGAAUCCAACCCCCGGUAGACGGUGAAUGCGCCCCGGGUAGGUUCAUCUGCGGAUGGGGAUGCAUAGCUCGGCACCUCCGCUGCUGCUCCAGGUCAGACACGGACGAGUACUGGUCCUGCUCGAGGGAUGAGGCGUGUGGAGGAGCCCCAAAAUACGGGUGUUUCCUGAUCGACGAGCUUGCUCCGUCGCUGCCGCCCCUGACUUUCACAUCUGUGCCGACCUCUCUCUCGCGCCCGGGCGGCGAGAGCUUCAACCCGACCUUUACCCUUUCCAUCCCCGCCGGUUCCCCGAAAAGCACAUCAGGGUCAGUGGACAGGGAUGAUACGAGCUCUCCCAUGGCCCUGACAUCUCUCACCUCGAUGUCGGGCGCCGUCUUUAUGCGUGAGACGUGUUUCUUCGAUGCGGCAGCGGCAGCAGUAGCAGCCGAGGAAGGUGGACAUGAUAAAUGGACGCCCGGGGACGUGUGCCCCCCUUCGUUGACGUCGACUAUAGAGGUCAGCGGCUCGGAUAUGGUGGGCAGGGCUGAGUCCCGGAUUGCUGCGGCGUUAGUAAUGCUUUUGGUCAUUGUUCUUGUUGAUGGAUUACUGUAA
Colletotrichum truncatum is the source of this 681-nucleotide messenger RNA. NCBI's taxonomy places the organism in Eukaryota, Fungi, Ascomycota, Sordariomycetes, Glomerellales, Glomerellaceae. The record is from RefSeq and is a predicted model, not a curated record.